This is a messenger RNA of Dibothriocephalus latus, 255 nucleotides long. The record is from the annotation of a GenBank genome assembly. NCBI's taxonomy places the organism in Eukaryota, Metazoa, Platyhelminthes, Cestoda, Diphyllobothriidea, Diphyllobothriidae.
AUGCGUGAUCCUACCAUGCCCUUUCUCCCGCUGCGAUACAGCUACCCAGCUCAACUCCGCAUGAUUGGCUGUGGUUUGAAGCUGUUGCUGCGGCUGCAGCUGGAGGAGGAGGAGGAGGAGGAGGAGGAGCAGCAGCAGGAGGAGCAGGAGGAGCAGGAGCAGGAGGAGGAGGAGCAGGAGGUGGAGGAGGAGCAGGAGCAGGAAGAGAAGAAGAAGAAGAAGAAGAAGAAGAAGAAGAAGAAGGAGGAGGAGGAG